Messenger RNA from Triticum dicoccoides, 1371 nucleotides. Its product is annotated as ubiquinol-cytochrome-c reductase complex assembly factor 1-like. The coding region runs from base 82 to 951 and encodes 289 amino acids. Gene Ontology annotation, cellular component: mitochondrion. The record is from RefSeq and is a predicted model, not a curated record. The transcript is spliced from 7 exons. Lineage: Eukaryota; Viridiplantae; Streptophyta; Magnoliopsida; Poales; Poaceae. Gene Ontology annotation, biological process: mitochondrial respiratory chain complex III assembly.
AAACCAUCUCUCGAUUCUCCUCACCCACCGCACCGCACCGCCCCGCCCGCCGGCUUCCAAGCGCAACCAGAAAAGCAAGCCAUGUCGCGGUGGCGCACCGUCGCAUCCCGCCUCUCCGCCCCCCACCUCCUCUCCAGGGCCUUCUCCAAGCCUCCGCCGCUUCUUCCCCAGCCUCUGUCUAGGACCUUCUCCAAGGCCGCCGCCACGUCGCACAGCCCUAGCGCGGCCUCCUCUGCCGGCCCGAGGCCCGAGGUCCGACUGAAUUCUAUGUUCCUGUCCAAGCCUUCUUCACUGGCACUGCCUCCUGAUUCUCCUCUUAGAGCAGAAGAUCCACACUAUGAGGGAAUUAAGCGCUUGAUGCUCACACUGCUGCUGUUCUACAGUAAGCAAAGCAAGUCCAUCAGAGGAGCAAACACUGUUUAUCACCGCAUCACUUCUCAUGUUGACAAGCCUGAUAUCUAUGAAGUGUUUCAGUUGGAGAAAACAUUUAAAACAACAUUUUCAUUGCUUGUUCUCCAUAUGUGGCUCGUUCUACGUCGCUUGAAGGAAGAAGGAAAGGACGGUGUUAAAUUUGGACAGUACAUCUAUGAAACUUACAAUCAUGAUGUGGAGCUCAGAGUUUCUAAGGCUGGGGUCAACUUGCUAUUGACAAAAUGGAUGAAAGAGCUAGAAAAAAUAUUCUAUGGGAACAUUGUGAAAUAUGAUACUGCAAUAAGCCCAGAAGCAAGCCAGGAUGAUCUUGUAAAUGUCAUCUGGAGGAAUGUGUACGCUGACGAAGGUUCAGAGCCUAUGGACGCAGCUGCUACCCCUGCUGUCCAGGCAUUGGCAAGAUAUACUCGGAGGGAGGCAACUUGCCUAUCAUUGACAGAUAAAGAAGCUGUGUUCUCUGGCAACUUCAAGUUUACGACCGUUUUGCCAACCGUCCCCAGCCCAGUGAAGCGACGUCGAUGAGCUUUGGCAUUGGUAGAUCAGUAUUCCAUAUGAAGGCUGGCUGGUAUACAUGGACAAGGAAGACUGAAAGUCCUAUCAUCAUUACAAAUAAUAGGAAAUUUCCAGUAUUUAUUUAUGCACGAAUCUCAGCAUUUCGGGCCAUUUUGGUGGCUACACCUGCCUCUAGCUAGGAAUCUCCUUUAUGUUUAUCCUGUGUGAGCAUUGCAUUGAUGGGCUGCCCUCUCGGAAUAGAGCACACGGUGGAAACGUUUUCCUGGUUGAAUGCUUGUAGUAUUUUACCAUUUUCAUUGCCGAUUUGGACUUGAGAUCAUUCGCAAUGUCGGUAACGGUGUAUUGUCUGCAUCACGAGCAUGGUUUUGGUCUCGUGGGUGAUCUGUGGAAACUGAUUGUGAAACAAAGCAUAUUGGAGCCAAUUCGUAA